Messenger RNA from Chanos chanos (milkfish), 1034 nucleotides. RefSeq names its product distal membrane arm assembly component 2 like (gene dmac2l). Lineage: Eukaryota; Metazoa; Chordata; Actinopteri; Gonorynchiformes; Chanidae. The transcript is spliced from 5 exons. The record is from RefSeq and is a predicted model, not a curated record. The coding region runs from base 88 to 690 and encodes 200 amino acids.
UGGACAACUGUCAUGCAGAUACGAAGGAGUAUUCUUCAUUGUCCUCCUCUAAUAUAUUACUUUAUACGCGCCAGAUAAGCCAAAGAUAUGAGAUUUCUGACGCGAACAGUACAGACAGCUUUAUCAACGCAGAGGACGCUGCCACCAGGGGGCAGUCGAGAGUUCUGGGGUUGGCUUAAUGCUGUAUUCAACAAAGUGGAUUAUGAACGUAUUAAAGCGGUAGGUCCGGACCGGGCGGCGUCUGAGUGGCUCUUGCGCUGUGGGGCUAAAGUGCGUUUCCAGGGCUUUGAUCGGUGGCAGCACGACUACAACGGCCUUCCCACAGGCCCACUGGGCCGUUACAGAAUUGAAGCAAUCGACGCCACCGAGUCCUGUAUAAUGUACAGAGGGUUCGACCACCUGGAUGGUCUGAAGCACGUGGAGGAGAUCAAGCUGAAUAAGUGUAUCUACAUUGAGGACGUGUGUCUUGAGAGACUGAGCGGUAUUGAGAACCUGCAGGCCAGCCUGCUCAAAAUGGAGAUCGUCUCCUGCGGCAACGUGACGGACAAGGGCGUCGUCUCUCUCUAUCGACUUCGGAAUUUAGAAUAUCUGUUUCUCAGUGACCUGCCUGGAAUCCGAGAGAGAGAGAAAACAGUGGACAGACUUCAGACAGCCCUGCCCAAACUGACCAUAGAGCUGGAUUUGGCCUGACCAAUCAGAGUCACGGACAUAGUCAUAGGUCCAUGGCGCAGUGGGCGCCAUGGCAACCUAGACAAGGAGUGAGCAUUGUUUCCAGGUUUCAUCGGAGGCACUAAGGGAUGGGAAAAAGGACAAAAAGCACGGCACCGGUGCUUAAACUGCUCUUUUAAUGCAUCUGCUCAUCGAAAACAGAAUGGAUAGCAUUACUUUCUCACUCAUUAGUUUCAUCCCCUUUAUUUUGUGUAUUAUAAACUUUGUUUCAUAGAAAAGUACAAGAGAGACACGGCACUUGUAAGAAAAACAUGUGUGUAGACAGAGAUACUAAGAAAUAAAAGAACCCAUGAAUUUGGGAAACA